AUGACUGUCAACAGUAUGACCCUGACGUUGCCCAGCAUUACCUACAUCAUUGUGGAGAUUCUAAUUGGACUCUGUGCCAUAAUAGGCAACGUGCUGGUCAUAUGGGUGGUCAAGCUGAACCCCAGUCUGCACACCACCACCUUCUAUUUUAUCGUUUCCUUAGCUCUGGCUGACAUUGCUGUUGGGGUGCUGGUAAUGCCUCUGGCCAUUGUCAUCAGCUUGGGCAUCACAACCCACUUCUAUAACUGCCUUUUCAUGACCUGCCUGUUGCUGAUCUUCACUCAUGCCUCCAUUAUGUCCUUGCUGGCUAUUGCUGUGGAUCGAUACCUACGAGUCAAGCUCACUGUCAGAUACAAGAGGGUCACCACUCAGAGAAGAAUAUGGUUGGCUCUGGGCCUUUGUUGGUUGGUGUCAUUCCUGGUGGGACUUACACCCCUGUUUGGUUGGAACAUGAAACUGAUCACAGAGUACAGAAAUGCUACCUACAUCCCCUGCCAGUUCUAUUCCGUUAUGAGGAUGGACUACAUGGUCUACUUCAGCUUCUUCACCUGGAUUUUGAUCCCCCUGAUUGUCAUGUGUGCAAUCUACUUUGACAUCUUCUAUAUCAUCCGGAAUAAACUUAAUCAGAACUUUUCUGGCUUCAAAGAGACAGGUUCAUUUUAUGGAAGGGAGUUCAAGACUGCGAAGUCCCUUUUCUUGGUUCUCUCCUUGUUUGCUGUGUCCUGGCUGCCUUUAUCCAUCAUCAAUUGUAUUACCUACUUUCAUGGUGACGUACCACAAGUUGUCGUUUACUUGGGCAUUCUGCUGUCCCAUGCUAACUCCAUGAUGAACCCAAUCAUCUAUGCUUACAAAAUAAAGAAGUUCAAGGAGACCUACCUCUUGAUCUUCAAAACCUGUAUGGUUUUCCAGUCCUCACAUUCUUUGGAUCCAGGCAGUGAACAGAGUUCUGAUUUAGUUAUCCAAGGAAGAUGA
Molecule: messenger RNA, 972 nt
Organism: Elephantulus edwardii (Cape elephant shrew)
Lineage: Eukaryota; Metazoa; Chordata; Mammalia; Macroscelidea; Macroscelididae
Gene: ADORA3
Product: adenosine A3 receptor
Exons: 2
Coding region: 1-972 (323 amino acids)
Biological process (GO): G protein-coupled adenosine receptor signaling pathway
Cellular component (GO): synapse; dendrite; membrane
Molecular function (GO): G protein-coupled adenosine receptor activity
Source: RefSeq, a predicted model, not a curated record